CUCCCCACCGCCUGCCUUAACCACUACAGCAUACUCAAUCAUGUGGUGAGGGCCAUGGAAUAUCGAGACCGAUGGCGACACAUCACAAAUAUCACAAUCCCUAGUAAUAAGAAACGGAUAAAGAAAGAAGAUCUAGAGGAAGCACGUCACUGAUUUAGGCGCAAAGACACCAUCCAGGAAUGCAUGCAUGUUUCCUUAUUUUCGUCAAAAGUAGAUCCUACUCGUAAUUUAUAAAUUCACGCAUGGGUGUAACCAUAACCCAUACAUAAACAAUAGUUACAAACACUAUCAUACCGCAGAUUACGUUUAUCGCCGGUUUGGAGUCAGUCGCAUUCUGAGACCGCGGUGACACAUUGUGUAUCAGUUUUAAAUCCAAAAGUCAUGGGCUCGUCCAGUCGCCAAGACCAUCCUGACUCGGGGGUGGCAGUGUCGAGCAUUCCACCUAUGGAGCUGGUGGUGCGGACGCCACCCGUGGUAUCCACCAUCAUGAACAUAUCCAAGAAGACCAGCUCCAAGUUCACCACAAUGACCGAGACGCAAAAUGCAGAGAAAGCAGUGCCGGUAAAGGAUAACUCAUUCUUGCUGGUCCUGUCAAAUACAUCGGGAGCAAAGAAGCUGUCGUGUGCGUGCGCCGCUUUCUCUUUAGUUCUGUGCACGGCUCUCAUAAUCUACUUCACGCACGUAGUCAAAAGGAGCGAAGUCAAGGUCGUUGAUAGAGCCCCUCACGACUGGAACAUCACCCGCGAAGACUGGCAGGCGCGCGACCGGACGGUCAACAUCACGAUGGCAAGAUUCGCGCCGCUCAAGCUAGUCCUCGUGCAACAUACCGUGGGCCCUGAAUGCCACAGCUUCAUCACCUGCGCCGCAGUAGUACGUAACUUGCAGAUCUACUAUUUGGACUCGAAGCAUCUUGGAUACGAUAUACCGUACAACUUCUUGGUAGGGAAUGAUGGGCGCGUGUACGAAGGUCGCGGUUGGAACAUCGAGGGCGCGCACACAUUUGGGUACAACCGAUGUUCUUUGGGCGUCGCUUUUAUUGGUGACUACAGUGAGGAGCUGUCUAUACACAGCCGCGUGACGGAACUUCAGCUGGAGCGGUUUAUAAUUCUGAUAGAAGACGGUAUAGGUUCGGGUUUUCUCCGCCCCGACUACACGAUCCUGCCGGCUAAGGAUGUGCGAGACACCACAAGCCCAGGUAGCAACCUCUACCGCGCCCUACAGAACAUGAAUCAUUACGAGAGGACUCAUAGCUUUAGAGACUUAAACUGUGAGGCGAUCUAUGACAAAUUAGGUUUACCUUAUCAUUUAUAAUAUGUGGCUUUGUGGGUAAAAGGGUCCUUAUGCUUCAAGUAAAAUAAAAGUGUUUUCAUCGGAAAUUCCAAUAUAAUUAAUUUUAAAGAUAUUUAUGGAUCCUUUUGGCAUUGCCAUGUAUGUAAAGAAAAUACACAAAUACUACAAUAUAAGGUAAUCUCAUAAUUAUGUAUGUAUGUAUGUAUGUAUAAGCUUUAUUGUACAUAAAGGAAACAAAAGAGACACAGUUACAGAGUCAGUAAUAUGUAAUGUAUGUAUAAUUAUAAUACGAAUUGUAUCCGUAUAGACAACGAAAUUACAAUCUAAUCACUAUUUAAUUACGCAACAAUUAAUAAUCAUCAAUACAAUACUAAUUUGAAUGCAA
Messenger RNA from Leguminivora glycinivorella, 1675 nucleotides. RefSeq names its product peptidoglycan recognition protein-like. The transcript has a single exon. NCBI's taxonomy places the organism in Eukaryota, Metazoa, Arthropoda, Insecta, Lepidoptera, Tortricidae. The record is from RefSeq and is a predicted model, not a curated record. Bases 382 to 1311 code for a protein of 309 amino acids. Gene Ontology annotation, molecular function: N-acetylmuramoyl-L-alanine amidase activity; zinc ion binding. Gene Ontology annotation, biological process: peptidoglycan catabolic process.